Molecule: messenger RNA, 1891 nt
Organism: Nicotiana tabacum (common tobacco)
Lineage: Eukaryota; Viridiplantae; Streptophyta; Magnoliopsida; Solanales; Solanaceae
Source: RefSeq, a predicted model, not a curated record
UAUUCAGCUCAUUGGGUUCCUCAAAAGCUUCAUUCUUAAAUCUUAAUUAAAUCCCUCUAUCAUAACUAUUCCGACCACAAAAGUAAGCAUUAUGCCAUCAGAAUCCGGCAAAGUUGUUUGCGUUACCGGCGCCGGAGGUUUCAUUGCCUCUUGGCUUGUUAAACUCCUUCUAGAAAAAGGCUACACUGUUAGAGGCACCGUUAGAAACCCUGAUGAUGCCAAAAAUAGUCACUUAAGGGAACUUGAAGGUGCAAAGGAAAGACUGACUCUGUGUAGAGCUGAUCUUUUGGACUACCAGAGUUUGAGAGAAGCAAUCUAUGGGUGUGACGGAGUUUUCCACACUGCUUCACCUGUCACUGAUGAUCCAGAACAAAUGGUGGAGCCAGCAGUAAUUGGGACAAAGAAUGUAGUAACAGCAGCAGCAGAAGCCAAAGUGCAAAGGGUAGUGUUUACUUCGUCAAUAGGGACGGUGUACAUGGACCCCAACCGGGCUCCAGAUAAAGUUGUGGACGAAACUUGCUGGAGUGAUCUUGACUUCUGCAAGAAUACUAAGAAUUGGUAUUGCUAUGGGAAGACGAUAGCGGAACAAACAGCGUGGGAAAUGUCUAAGGAAAAAGGAGUGGAUUUAGUUGUGAUCAAUCCAGUGUUGGUGCUUGGACCAUUGCUCCAACCAACAGUGAAUGCCAGUGUUCUUCACAUCCUCAAGUACCUCACUGGCUCUGCUAAAACUUAUGCCAAUUCAGUCCAGGCGUAUGUGCAUGUUAAGGAUGUUGCUCUUGCCCACAUACUUAUCUACGAAACUCCUUCUGCAUCUGGCCGCUAUAUCUGUGCUGAGAGUGUGCUUCAUCGCGGCGAUGUGGUCGAAAUUCUUGCCAAAUUCUUCCCGGAGUAUCCAAUCCCCACCAAGUAAUUUCACUUCCCAAAUCUAUAUAUGGAGUAGCAAGUUUUAAUUUAAUUACCUUUAUUUGAACUAACCUUAGUGUGCCUAAACAAUUAUGCUUUAUUUUACUUUUUAAAAUUCCAUAUUCUGAAAGUUGUUUAGAAGUAGUUGAAUUUUCCUCGUUAAAAGUUAAUACAUUAAUAUUCUUGGAAAGAGCAGGAGGAGACCUGUUGGCACGUUCUCAAACAUUCCUACCAGUUUUAAAUUCUCAAGAGUUAAUUCAUAUGAAAACUUUGGUACCAGCUAAUAAUGCGCUUCAAAAUGCAUGUACUCCAUAUCUAGAACCUUUAUGCCUAAAAAGGGUACUUUGUUCUGGUUGAAAUGAUGAUGUGUCAGUAGUUAUACCAAACUGAUAAUUUAUAAAAGGCAAAAUACGUAAUUUAUCCAUCCACCUUGUAUUCAAAUCUCUUGCACUCAAAUCCUUGUUACACACUUGUUGACCACGUAUUUAAUUUUACACACCAAACCUUUCAAAUGUGUGUCAAUUAUACACUACUUUUGACCAGCCUAGUUAAUAGUCAAUGCUGUGUAUACACGCGUAUCUCUGAAUUAAAAAGUACCCUUUUAAUCUACUGACACCUUUACAGAACCAACCCAAUCAAAUAAAAGACACCCAACAAUCAGUGCACCACCUUCUCCACCACUGCACCGCCUUUUCCACCAUUGCAACCCCUUCUUCUUUGUACCACAAAAUUACUAGCUGCAACACCCAAAUAGAUAUACACAAACAUCAUACCUAAAAAACUUCACCCGUCGAAAUUUCGUCGGAAACUCCAUCUUCGACCCUCCUUUUUCUUUCUGUCAUUAUUUUUUCCUUUCACAAAGCUAGAAUGAUGAGCCAAAAGAAAAUAACGAAAAGGGAAAUUUUAGAUCUUCUGUUGGCAAAAUUAAAAGAAUCACAAAGGCUACUUUGUCAACAAAAUUCCAAAAUAAGAAACUGAAAACUUAAAU